CUCACCCUGCUAUUAUUCAGCAGCGGGGCCGUGUCUCUCCCGCAUCAAGAUAGCAGGAAUGAUUUAAUGCACAGCAGACUUCCCAGCUCGACGUCGGCAGCACCCACUUCGACAUCUGCCACAUCUUCAUCCACACCGUCAUCUACGGCUGUACCAACUCCCUACAUCAUCCUCACUUCGCAAAACUCCACAAAGGAAGAGAUACAAGAUCUCAACAGCACACUCUCAAGAGAUGCUACUCCCAGGUCACUGAGGGAGGUCAUUAGUGACCGCACCGGCUUAGUCGCCAUGUUCAAGGCGAACAUCACCACUGAGCAAGCUGACACUAUGUCAAAGCGUCCUGGUGUUGCCGGAGUUACUCCCGACGAGAGGUUGGAAGAAGAGCAACCGCCGUCGUCUUCUGCCCCGCCCCCAUCCGCUUCGCGCCAACCAACGGCCACUGGUUCACCCGGCGCGCCACAGACAAGUGUUCCUAACCCGUCUGACAUUGCGCUUCAAUCGGAUGCAGUGGAUGAACUCAAAGCAAUUUCGCAGCCAUCUGGAGCAAACAUUGCGGACUUGCCUGGGUUCGGAUAUGCUUCAGAAGCUGGAAAGGGAGUCACGAUCUAUGUCAUUGACACCGGCGCCAAUGCCGAGAACUCGGAAUGGACGGGCAUGACAGGAACUAAGGGCUUCAUGUAUGCCCCCGGCGCGACAAAAGACGAGACCGACUUUUUGAACCACGGUUCGUGCGUGGCCUCGAAGGCAGCCGGACCUGCAUACGGUACUGCAAAGGGGGCUGACUUGAUUGCGGUCAAACUCCCGGGAACCCUUUCGCUUUCCGCUAUCUUCACUGCUUUGAUUGAGAUCAGCAACGAUGUUUUUCAGAAGAAGCUGGAAGGCAAAGCUGUCAUAAACAUGUCGCUAGGGUCACGCAUUCCCGACAAGUUAUCGUCUACCACUACAGCAUACAAGCUACUUCUUGUCGCUCUUAUGGCAGAAGACAUCGUCAUCGUUACGGCUUCUGGAAACGAUGCUCAAUACGGCGUCGAUGAUGUAACGGAGUACCCUGCCCUCUUCGGACCUACCACAGACAUCAUCGUCGUGGGCGCAACUGAGAAUGACGGCUAUCGCGCAUUCUUCUCGCAAGGCACUGGUGAUCAACUGACUGUUUCCGCCCCCGGCUUUGUCGAUUGUGCCUCUGGCAGCUCUGCCGGCUCACAAGAGCUUUACGGAACCUCCUUCGCCGCACCUGCAGUGGCUGGCGUGAUCGCAGUCUGGCUGUCUCAAGAUGAGCACAAGGCCCGUCUUCAGGUUCCAGGCUCAGUCGCCACAAACGUCAAGGAGAUGGUCAAGUCAUUGGCAUACUCGAGAGUCGAAGGAGAGCCUGCCGUCAUCUGGAACGGCAUUAACCCUCGCGGUCUGGCAUGCUCUGCUUCUGAAGCGCCGACUUCGACCUCUCGUCCUGCUCCAACGUCGGCUGCGCCCUCGUCAUCGGCAUCUGCACAGCCAUCACCGCCUCCAAAGCCGACGUGGAGUGAUGCUCCCCAGGGCUUUACUAAGGUUUUGGAGCGGGAUGGAGUCGCCAGUGCCGACUAUGAUGCCACUUCUGAUAGUGCAAGUGAAGGAGUGACGAGCGGCAUAGAGCAGUGGUGUCUCUCCAAGUGCACUGAUCAAUGCGCCUCUGUCUUCCUUUACAGAGUUCUUCAACUCACCAGCGGUGCCUACAACCCUUACUAUAUCUGCAAUAGAUAUAACAAGGUGUGGUCUGAUACUUUUAUCCAAACCGGUACAAGUUCAAGUGACGCGGGAGUAGCGUUCAACAAAGUAUAGGAUGUACCAGAGCCUGUAUCUACGCUUGUGGCUCCUGGUCGGACCAGGUCAAGUGACCGAGAUCGUGUUAACAUGAUGUUCACAUACCUACUACCCAGGGCACAAAUGAGAGAUAAACAAAUAUCAAAAUUCUCACGUUAAUCUUCUGAAUGUUUCGUAUCCCCUUGAUGUCAACCCGAAACUUCAGAAUGUGACAUCCUCUGAGCGAAGGGAGUGUCCGGCGUGUCGUGCCUACAUG
Messenger RNA from Colletotrichum phormii, 2050 nucleotides. Its product is annotated as peptidase S8/S53 domain-containing protein. The record is from RefSeq and is a predicted model, not a curated record. The transcript is spliced from 11 exons. Gene Ontology annotation, biological process: proteolysis. Gene Ontology annotation, molecular function: serine-type endopeptidase activity. Bases 67 to 1812 code for a protein of 581 amino acids. NCBI's taxonomy places the organism in Eukaryota, Fungi, Ascomycota, Sordariomycetes, Glomerellales, Glomerellaceae.